ACAAAUGCAAUCAAUUCAACCUGGAUUUCACCAGUGCGACAAAAUACACGGAAGAUGGGAUUAAGUGAGUUGAGUUUAGAAUUAAGUCACACUUAUCCAUUUACUCUGCCAGUUUUUCAACGGUGCUAUGCAAGCUCUAGCUCAUGAUUAUGGAUCCACUUGGUUUACGCACAUUCUGUUUUGUUUUCAUAAAAUAAGGUUUCCUAAAGAAUUCCUGAUUAUCUAGUCAUACUUCUAUGAAUUUGCAAAAAGAUGAUUGCGAUCCUGCCAAAAGCUCAAAUUUGGCAAACAGGUAAUCCAUAUGUGUGAGAUUUUGGAUUUGUGGAUGCUAUGUGUAGGCCUUGUUAAUGCCCUAUGGUUACAGGCAGAAUUUAGGCAUGAGCUCUAUAGAAAUCAAUUUGAACGCAAAUAAUGAAUUCAACAGUUCCCAGGACCAUGAAAUGAAGGAAUCAAUUUCCCGUGCAAAGGCGCAACAGAAGGAAAUUCUUCUUCUCCGUGAGCAAAUUGCUCUUGCCAGUGUUAGGGAAUCUCAGCUUUUAAACGAUAAGUAUACACUUGAGAAGAAAUUUUCAGAACUACGAAUGGCUUUGGAUGAGAAACAAAGUGAGGCUAUAGCUUCUGCUUCAAAUGAACUGGCCAGGAGAAAGGGUGAUCUCGAACAAAAUCUUAGAUUGGUAAACGAGCUUAAGAAGUGAUAGCAACGAGUUCCUGAAAGCAUGGGGCCUCUAUAAAAGCAAGGAUUAGGUCUUUCACUUAUGAAAAUAUUUAUGGACGUGGAGGAUGAAAAAUAUGUUUUCAUGUCAUCUAUGCUUGGCUUACUGACAGAAUAUGGCAUUUUCCCCCAUGUUGCUAAUGCCUCUACUCUGACCCAUUGCAUAAAGCAAUUGCAUGAUCAACUGGAGAUGAAGAUAAGGACUGCACAUGCUAAAAUUGCAACCUUGAACUCUCUGGCAGCUAGUGGGUCUCUCAAUGUGGGUUCUUUUGGUUCUAUCCCCAUUAAUAAUCAACUUCCAGACAGCUCUAUGCAUCUGGAUGAACGGAUUUUAGAUGGGCAAGGGAAUAUUGGCACACAAAUGAGCAGCUUAUUGCUCAAUCCCAGUGCGUCUCAGUUACCGGAUAAUGAAAGUCACCUUAUUAACUCAUUUAAUAUGUAUAGGAAUACUCCAAACAACUCAAAAAAUUUGUUUAAUAGAAAUGGGUUAACUGAGAGUUAUGGGGAGAAGCCCACUGAACCCGAUCAGUUUCCCAGGAGCAAUGAACUAUCCAACUCUCUGAGUGCAGAAGGAAGGAGUCCUGGUAUAGAAGGCUUCCAAAUCAUUGGAGAUGCUAAGCCAGGUGGUAGACUUCAAGGCUGUGGAUACCCCGUUCAAGGAACUUCUCUUUGUAUGUUCCAGUGGGUCCGCGAUAAUCCUGAUGGUACUAGGCAGUAUAUUGAAGGGGCCACAAAUCCUGAAUACAUUGUGACAGCUGAUGACGUUGAUAAACUAAUAGCUGUUUUGUGCAUACCUAUGGAUGAGCAAGGACAUCAGGGAGAGCUUGUGAGUCUUUUUGCAAAUGAUCAAAAUAAGAUAACUUGUGAUCAUGGCAUGCAAUCGGACAUUGAUACUAAUAUUUCCAAUGGCAAAGCCGCAUUUGAUGUUUUAAUGUUGGUUGAUUCUUCUGAGAAUUGGGAACCAGUAACUCUCUUUUUGAGUCAAUCAAGCUUCCAGGUCCAAGUACAUAGAUCACAAGUUGUUGUACUUGCAGAGAAGUACUCAAAAGAUUUGUCAGUCAAAAUUCCAAGUGGGCUAUCAUCUCAGUUUGUUAUAUCAUGUCCUGAUGGGUCGUCACACCCCUUUAGCACCACAAACAAUGAUGUCAGAAUGCGUGAUACACUUGUACUGACAAUGAGAAUCUUUCAAAGCAAGGCAUUAGAUGAAAGGAGGAAGGCUAAAGCGUAGUUUAUUUACAGCCACUUUUCAUUCUUUUGAGGAAUCAGGAAAGGUCAGGGCAAUUGUUACACCCAGUUUUGGUCAAUAAGUUGGCUUAGACUUGCUUGUAGUUAUUAAUGCACUCAAUGUUGGACCAUGUACCAUAUAUUUGUACCAAUAUACCCCUUCAUUUUAUCAUUUUUGUAUCCCUAAAGAGCACUCAAAUUCAAUGUAAUAAUCUAGCAUGUUGAAACAUUAGUUAAAAACUUAAAAUGAGACAUUGCGUAAUGUAUUU
Molecule: messenger RNA, 2205 nt
Organism: Cuscuta epithymum
Lineage: Eukaryota; Viridiplantae; Streptophyta; Magnoliopsida; Solanales; Convolvulaceae
Source: the annotation of a GenBank genome assembly